This is a messenger RNA of Acaulospora colombiana, 264 nucleotides long. Lineage: Eukaryota; Fungi; Glomeromycota; Glomeromycetes; Diversisporales; Acaulosporaceae. The record is from the annotation of a GenBank genome assembly.
AUGUUCACCGCAGAUCAACUCAGUGACAGAGUAACAAAAUUGGAACAGAAGCAGACACAAGAUGAUUGGGUACACGUAUUAGAAGAUUCUAUUCUCCACGAAGCACCAUUUAAUAUUUCUUCCAAUAUUCAUGCACACUCGUCCGAGCCUAAAUCGUCAGAAAAUAAAGAGAUCGACGAAUUUUUAGAUCCGAAAAAUAAGGAAGGAGUUAGUGGCGAGAUAAAGCAACGCAAUAGAGAGAAGAAGGCCGAUCCCGGGACUUAA